UGGCAUUAAGUGGAAUUACAUGUCCGUGUUGUAAAUAUUGAAUGUGCUGUGCGGAAGAAACGCUCUUGUUGGGUGACUACAGGUAAAUGAAGAUGAUAAAACGUUUUACUAAAUGCGGUAAUUUGUAACGCGAAAGCUGGAAUAUCCUCGGGUAAAGCAUGACUAAGACUCUUCUGUUAUAAAGUUGUACUUACUUCUCCCACAGUAAGGCUGGAUCCUGCCGGAAGCAGGAUGGAGUCUGGUGGAAAACCCUCAACUGCCCAGAUUGUGGUUUUAGCCACCAGCUCUGCCCUGACGGCCAUCUUCUACUCCAUCUACAGGAGCAGGGCCAAAACAGUUGCCAGUUUAAAGGAAGCCAAGAAAAUCUCCAUUGAUCAGGAUUUGAAAAAUAUCCUGUCAGAAACCCCCGGAAGAUGCGUUCCAUACGCUGUCAUCGAAGGUGUGGUGAGGUCUGUGAAGGAGACUCUGAGCAGCCAGUUUGUUGAGAACUGCAAAGGCGUCAUCGAGAGGCUGACGCUGAAGGAGGAGAAGAUGGUGUGGAAUCGAACCACUCACCUGUGGAACAGCACAGAGAAAGUCAUCCACCAGCGAACCAACACAGUCCCCUUCUCCCUGGGAUCCCACGAUGAGGACAUCGCCGAGGCGGUGCGGGUGAUUCGCCCGCUGGACGCCGCGGAGCUGGACCUGGAGACCACCUACGAGAACUUCCACCCCACGGUCCAGUCCCUGUCCAACGUGAUCGGCCACUUCAUCAGCGGCGAGCGGCCCAAGGGCAUCCACGAGACGGAGGAGAUGCUGCGGGUGGGGGACAGCGUCACCGGGGUGGGCGAGCUGGUGCUGGACAACAACCUGAUCAAGCUGCAGCCCCCCAAGACGGGUUUCUGCUACUUCCUGACCCGGCUGGACUACGAGUCCCUCCUGAGGAAGCAGGCCGGCAGCGUGCGGCUGUGGAGGGUGCUGAGCCUGGUGUUCGGCGUGGCCGCCUGCUCCACGCUGCUCUACAUCCUGUGGAAGCGCUACGCCCACUGCCGGCGCAGCCGGAAGGAGCGGAGCCUGCUGGAGGAGUUCAAGGAGCAGCAGCGCAGGCGCAUGCGCGAGCUGCAGGUGGAGGAGGGCAGCGUGGCCCCCGGCAGCUGCAGCGUCUGCCUGAGCCGCCAGCGCUCCUGCGUCUUCCUGGAGUGCGGCCACGUGUGCGCCUGCGCCCAGUGCUACGAGGCCCUGCCCCCGCCCAAGAAGUGCCCCAUCUGCAGGGCCCCCAUCGACAGGAUGGUGCCGCUCUACAACAGCUAGGACAGGUCUGGCCCCCAGAGGCAGGGCCCCCAGAGUUAGGGCCCCCUGUCAACCACCAGCCACACAGUCAAAACUGCCAUCGGGAGGAUAAGGGAGUCACAUUGACCGGGAAAUUAUUCCCACCACCUCCAAAAAGAAGAAACCAGACACAAAGCUGACGGACAUCGAUCGGAGAAAGCUCAGACCCACUCCCAGAGCCUAAGACAACAAUCAAUCUGAGGAGUUAAGAGCUCUGUCUGAGACGGGUUCAGAUAUUCUUCAUCGCUCCCUCCGGACCUUUAAGGGCGUUCAGCAGUCCACAGCUCUCCCGUUCCCUCUUCUGUCAGCCACAUUUACACCAAAGUUUUAUUAAUAUCAUGAUCAUAAAGUGGAAAUGUUUGUCAGUCACAGCUUCCACACCAAGAAAAAGGGGAAAGAAACCAGACUACCCACAACCAGAUGAAUUUAACACGGUAGGCAAAAAUAGAAAGAGAAGGAAAGAAAAUGCUGCUUCUCUGAUUGGUUGUGUUUGCACUUGUAUUUAUUUCGAAGUGGCUUUGUACUUGCAACUAUAAUGCAAAACGACGAGAACCAUUUCUCCAACAGCAAGACGCUCCUUAGUUCUAAAGAACAGUUUAAUUUUAUAAGGAUUUUCUGAUUUAUUGAUUUUCGGGGUUUUGGGUUAUUUUUAUUUUAUAGAUUUAGAAAUUCAUCUCUGCCUUAACUGUAGAAGAAGUGGCUUUAUCGGGUCUCAGCAGCUCGUUUUAGAUUGUGUUCCCGAUCUGAAAAGAGUGGUGGUGGGAUUAUCGUACGGGUUGUUUUUCUGUUUUCUGACAGCGGCUCUCACACACACACACAUGCUAAUGGUUUGAAAUAGAAAUCAGCUCACUGUCUGUUUGCAACUGAAACAUCAUUAAAGUUAAAUGUGCUCCAGAGAAAAUGAA
Molecule: messenger RNA, 2213 nt
Organism: Menidia menidia (Atlantic silverside)
Lineage: Eukaryota; Metazoa; Chordata; Actinopteri; Atheriniformes; Atherinopsidae
Source: the annotation of a GenBank genome assembly